Ciona intestinalis (vase tunicate) is the source of this 1822-nucleotide messenger RNA. RefSeq names its product TLC domain-containing protein 4-like. Gene Ontology annotation, cellular component: membrane; endoplasmic reticulum. The record is from RefSeq and is a predicted model, not a curated record. Lineage: Eukaryota; Metazoa; Chordata; Ascidiacea; Phlebobranchia; Cionidae. Gene Ontology annotation, biological process: lipid homeostasis.
UAAGUAAAGGCUUGUGUUUAUUUGUAAAGCUAUAGCCAUUUUAAUAUUAGUUAAAAGUAUGUAUAUCGUCGUUCAUUUGUAAAUGUUUAGCUUUGUAAUACUAAUACAUUAUACGCGGCAUAAUAGAAAGUUGUGUAUGUAGGUUAUGACGUAAUUGGAAAAGUAUAGCCGUUUUAUAACUCGCAUAUCGUUAUAUAAUAUCAACAUAAACAACGUUUUCGAUUACAGCAAUAUAUCGAUAUUACAGCUAAGCAAUACUGAAUUUUGCUGUAAUGGCAAGCCGUUAUGUUAUAAGCAAUGUACUUGUGAUGGUAUUGAGUUCGUUUUGCUUUCACUUCAUGGUUCCAUGGUUCAGCAGAAAACUGACGUCACAUUUUAAAUCAUAUCAGAAACUACCUUCAAAAUUGCAAACAGAAUGGCACAACAGAAACGUAUCAACUGUUCAUUCCACUAUUGUUACCGUGCUAUCAAUUUAUGUUGCUUUAACGGACACUGACGGAUAUAGAAAUGCCAUUUGGGCAGAAUCGCAAACGGCUGAAAUGGUUUUAUCAAUAUUGCUAGGGUAUAUAUACUCAGACAUUGUUUAUUUACUGCAAUCAUCACCAAGCCAAACGGAUGCAUAUUGGGGUUCGAUGCUUCAUCAUAUUAUUGUUGUUAUUGUAUAUUCAUGUUGUACGUUCUGGGGAUGUUACACCCACUUAACUAUUGUUCGCACAAUUGCUGAGGUUUCAACACCGUUUGUUAAUAUGAGGUGGAUACUGGAUGCUUGUAGGAUGAAAGAUUCCAAAGUAUUUAUGUACAAUGGAAUCCUUAUGACAUUGACAUUUUUUGGAGGUCGAAUUCUAUUGAUGCCUUACGCAUACGUUCGUCUCUACCAAUUACGAAAUACUAAAGAUUUUCAAAAAUUGGGAAAAGUCGCAUACACAAUUCUACUUGGAAUCUUUGUGGAUGGUUUGAAUAUUUACUGGUUUGCUAGAAUAAUGAAAGGUUUGAUAAAAUACAUUAAGAUCAACACAGCGGGAAAAGAUUAAAUUUGAUUUUGAAAUCUUCCCAUUUGAUUACCUGUUUCUUUUCAUUUGAAAUUUUAGCCUUAAUGUUUUUACUUAUUCAUUGUUAUUUUAUAGUUGUAAGCUGUUAUAGUGUUAUAUAGGAAUAGAAUCAUACUAAAAUACACAAAUACAAUCAUGCUUAAAAACUUACUGUUACAGCACGAUAAAACCAUAUACUGUAUUAAUCAUCAAUGUAUUCAAUGUCUGCAUGUGGUGAAUUGCAGUACUUAUUUUAACUAAUUGCUGUGCCUUGAGCUUUUCACUGUAAUAUAUCGGAGAGUUUUUAGCUUUUUCCUUGUUCAGUUUGUGUAUUACACUUCACAUACCUCUCUAACAUGCAUUAUUGCCUUCUAAAAUCUAAUUUCUUCCAGAUUUUAAUCAACUAGUACUAAAUUUUGAAAUUUAUUGUAUCUAUAGGCAUUCACGUACAUCAUUUUUCUGCAUAAAUCGUGUGCAAUAAUAUAUAUCAGAUAUAAAAUUGAAUUUCCUGUGUUUUAAAUUCUUUUUCAAAAUAUGUUGUUUCUUUAUUUGCUAUUUUAAAUUUAAUUAUAUUGCUUCCACAACUUUAAGUUAUAAGUGUGUUUUUAAACAAUGAUAAAUUUGCAGUGUUUAUUUUUAUAUGGGAUUUUUAAUGCUGUUUUUUUGCUUGGCUUAUUAAAUAAUGAAAUAUUCUGUUCAGAUUCUUUGUUACAAUUUAAUAAAGUGUGGAAAUUGUAGAUUUGUGGCCAUUGUGAAUUGCAUUAGUAAAAACUUGUUGAGUCAUGCUCCCACGA